This is a messenger RNA of Colletotrichum phormii, 894 nucleotides long. RefSeq lists its product as uncharacterized. NCBI's taxonomy places the organism in Eukaryota, Fungi, Ascomycota, Sordariomycetes, Glomerellales, Glomerellaceae. The transcript has 4 exons. The record is from RefSeq and is a predicted model, not a curated record. Bases 1 to 894 code for a protein of 297 amino acids.
AUGGCCUGUUGGUUCCCGUUUCCGCUCCCAGGCCAUUUACUGGGCUUCCUUAGAUCUUCACCGAGCACAAACUCCCGUCAACAAACCGGCCGUGUUUUCAUCGUCACGGGCGGCAAUGCGGGCGUCGGCUACGAGCUUGUCAGAGUCCUAUACACUACCGGCGCCACUAUUUACAUGGCGUCGAGAUCCAAACAAUCACCAGCCCCCAAAAACCCUGGCAACAUCAAAAUCCUCCUUCUCGACCUCAACGACCUCGAAAGCGUGAAGUCAGCCGCUGCGUUAUUUACCCAGCAAGAAUCAAGACUAGACGUUCUACGGAAUAAUGCCGGAACCGGCGCGCUAGGCGUCAAGGUCGGUACGCGGACAAAACAGGGCUUUGAAGCUAUGCUAUUGAUUCCCCAACUCCGUGCAGCCGUCACCACCGCUCCGCGCGGUUCGGUCCGCGUCGUGUGGGCCUCGAGCUUCCUGGGCGACGCAUCGUCGCCCACCAACGGCAUCCAGUUCAGCACUCUUGAACAGGGCACCUCGGACCGCACCCGAAACUACGCCGUGUCCAAAAUCGGCAACUGGGUGCUGGGUCGCGAGGUGGCUACCCGCUAUCCCGAUAUUGUCUCCGUGACGCAGAAUCCUGGGAACCUCAAGGAUGGCUCGUACGCCGGGACGCCCGCCUUGGCCAUGUUCUUCAUAAACCCGUUGCUCUACGAUGCCAAGUUUGGCGGGUAUACGGAGCUCUUCGCGGGCCUGUCGUCCGAGAUUUCUCUCGAGAAUAAUGGCGUUUACGUCAUCACUUGGGGCCGCAUUCGCCCAGACUCGGACUGCCCGAGGAAGGACAUUAUCAAUGCGUUGAAGCCCGAGGCCGAUGGCGGUUUAGGGUAUGCUGCGAAGUUUUUGUGA